This is a messenger RNA of Contarinia nasturtii (swede midge), 1806 nucleotides long. RefSeq names its product protein obstructor-E-like. The coding region runs from base 812 to 1621 and encodes 269 amino acids. Gene Ontology annotation, cellular component: extracellular region. The transcript has 6 exons. Gene Ontology annotation, molecular function: chitin binding. The record is from RefSeq and is a predicted model, not a curated record. NCBI's taxonomy places the organism in Eukaryota, Metazoa, Arthropoda, Insecta, Diptera, Cecidomyiidae.
UUCACUACUACUGUCUGUGAUUUCUUGUGAGAAAGAAGUGCGAUCGUUCCUUCUAUUUUGAUCAGUAUACCAUUGAGCGUUCAACAGAAAAGACGUUGGCAAACAAUUCAAACAGUAAUAACUCCGUAAUAAAAACAAAAAAGUUAAACAUUAAAAUCGUGAUCAAGCGAUUUUUCUCCAUCUAUUCAAGUGGACACAACCAUUUGUUUUUCGUCUAUUUGUUUUUAAAUUAUAAAAUCUCGAGUGUAUUUGAAAUAAACCUUUCUUUUUAUUAUAUUAUGCAAUAAGUGGUUGAUUCUCCUAUAAGUAAAAAGAAGAAGAAAAAAAACCACGCAAAAAACCGGUUGCAUUUAAAGAAAGUAAAGAUUUGAAGAUAAAUUUUGUGUCCAAACGCACGACGCGCAAUUCAUUUAAGGUGUGCGGUUUUUCCUUUGAUCGAGUAACAAUUCAAUAUCUGAGCACAAAUUGGCCAAAUUCCUAUCAACUUUACAAGCACCAAACAAAAAGAAAAAGAAUUCCUUUUGGGAAUUUAACGAACAAAAAAAGAAAUACUUUCAAAAUAUUCGAUAAUAAGUAUAAGCAAAGAACAAAGGAACGCAACAAUUUCCGAUGAAUUCAAAAGAAUUUUAAGUGCAGUCAAUUUGAUUUCGUGGAACAUUUUUCGCCUCCAAAGUAAUUUUUAUUUGUGGUCUUCGUUGAAGAAAAAAAGAAAAGAAAACGUCGACGUCUAAAUACUUGAAAGUUACGUGUAGAUCGUGAUCUCGAGAGAAACAAAUCGAAAAUAAAAAAAACAGAAAUCAAUACGUUUAUCAUGAUGAAUAAGAUUUUUGCUGUCGUUGGAGCUCUUUGUUUAACAACAAUUGUUGGAUGCAAUGCACAGAAGAGAGACCAAGAAGAUCCGUGCAAAACAAAAGCUCGUGUUGUUGGUGAUGUAACCUAUUGCGAUCGAUACUGGGAAUGUGGAAGUGACAAUCAACCAGAACUAUAUGAUUGUCCAAAUGGUUUGGUAUUUGCUGGUAAACAUCGUGGUGUAACUGAAGGUUGUGAUUACCCGUGGCGUUCCGAUUAUUGCGAUGGCAAACAAUUAGCAAAUGGACCGGUUCAAACAGAUCACUGUGAUUGGUUGUAUGGAAUCUUCGGACAUGAGACAUCCUGCACUCGAUACUGGACAUGUUGGAAUGGUACUGCCACGGAACAACUCUGCAUUGGUGGUUUGCUUUAUAAUGAAAAUGCUCACAGUUGCGACUGGCCGGAAAAUGUUGAGGGUUGUCAAAAGCAUCCAUUGUGCAAUGACGAUGCAAAUGGAAAUGUCCCAUUGGGCAAAAGUUGCAAUCGAUAUUGGCAGUGUCAAGGGGGCUAUCCUCGUUUACAGCGUUGUCCAGCACAGCUUGUUUUUGAUCGUAGAUCGUUGCGGUGCGUUGUUCCACCAACGGAAGAUUGUGACAUUCCAACUACACAACUGCCACUCGAAAGUGAUCUACAAGAAAAUGUACAGUUGCCCAGUCGCGGCAAUGAUCAUGCCGGAUCACAUGAUCAUCAAAGGCAAUUUGAAGAAGAUGACGACAACAGUGGUGUUUUGCCGCAUUUACUUAUAAGCACAUAUAGUCAUAGAAGACCAUGAACAGUAUUUUAAGAAAGUGCAUCGUUUUGCCUUCAACUCACAAAAGAUAUCAUUUUUGUUUUUCAUUUUAUUCUCUUUACUAAUAUUUUCUGCUAUUUUUUUUUUCAAUCCACUUGAAAAUACGCCUUAAACUAUGAUUUAUUAUUACUACACAUCAAAUGUAAAACAACAACAAAAUCUAAAAC